Ostrea edulis (European flat oyster) is the source of this 2780-nucleotide messenger RNA. RefSeq lists its product as uncharacterized. NCBI's taxonomy places the organism in Eukaryota, Metazoa, Mollusca, Bivalvia, Ostreida, Ostreidae. The coding region runs from base 25 to 2196 and encodes 723 amino acids. The transcript is spliced from 20 exons. The record is from RefSeq and is a predicted model, not a curated record.
CCUUCGCAUCAAAAUUGUUUACAAAUGGCUGCUGGUCCACAGGGUUAUCCGAAAUGGUUAUUAAACUGCAAGCAAAACAUCGGCGAUUCGAAGGACUGGAAUGUUUUUCUGAGGGAGUUACAUGAUGCUGUCCAGCAACAGCUUACAGAGAGCCAUGUCCAGUAUUUCAGCGACUUGUCAGAACCGGAAAAAGAACUUUUCAUGCAGAGAGCAACAAAAGCACUUGAAGGAGGGACCUCAUACAAUAACUUGAUGAAGAAAGUCUCCCUUUUCAUGGACCAGAGUCUUAAUGAAGAGGUUUCCAGACAGCUGCUAGAGGAUUCUCCAAUUGACACAAAAUCAGACCUAAUUAUAGAAAAUGCAGAGGAGGGGACACUGAGUCUUCUGAAGAAAUGGCCAGAAAUGAAAGAGAAACUACACGUUUGUUUAAACCAGCCCCUCCCUCCUCCUCUUCGUCAGCUGGCUUGGAGAUUACAUCUCAGUAACACGAAAGAACAUUUAUGGUCAUUGAGAAAACAGUAUGUUGACUUGUUGAACACAAACCCAAGGGCUGCUAUAUCUCAAUAUGAUUAUGAGAUAUCUCAGAAGUGUGAACAACUUAUUAAGUCAGAGACAACUCUCAGUGACCUCAGAGGAUCUGUGGGUAAUUUCUAUGGGAUGAAGGCUGUGUUGUCCUAUCACCACUCUGCUCAAAAAACUAAGAACAGACUGAGAGACGUGGACCAUUUACUGGUUGUUCCAUUUAUACAGGUGGCUAGUUCAAGUAUACCAAGAAAAGAACCUCCAGCUGGAAGAGUUGUGGCCCUUUUGGUGGAGGAGUUUGAAACAUUAAUGGAUGGACGUCCAGGUUUUGUGGAGGACUCUGGUUCUGAUAUACACAAUGAAGAAGUGAGGGCUUUCAUUGAUAAAGUGGCCACAAUGCUCUCUGCCAAGUAUCCAGAGUCCGUUAAAAACAUUGUGGAAAAGUUCAGCCCUUCAAAAGAGAAGAUUGUUGCCACAGAAACUGGUAAUCAGACAUUAUUAAGGGAAGGACUGAUGGCUAUCUGUCGCCCUAUGUUAAGAAGUCUGUUUGUUACCUACUUAAAUCCGGAUACCCUCCUGUACGUGUGGGAUAACUACAUCAUUGGACUGGACACUCCAGGUUUCUCCACUGAGUGGCUGGCCAUUGUACUGGUCACUAUUCUAGGACUUACCAAGGAUAAAAUCAAAGGGGCAACCUCACCUGUUAUGUUGGAAAAAAUACUGAAAGAUGAGAGUUGUAAAUUAACCGUGCCACAGAUUCAGUAUGAGGUCAAGCAGUACUACUACAAGGACCUAUAUUCCAUGCUGACCAGAGAUUCAAAAGCAGCCAUUCCUGUUCUAGAUCCAACACAAGCUCUUCACCCUCCUUGGAGACACUGGUACAAUGAUGUCAUCCCUCCCUUCACAAAACCUCAGGACCGCAGAAAAGCCCGGGAGGAGAGAGAGGCAGAGAGAGAAAGGAUGGCACAACAACAGAAAGAUGCUGAGACGGCAAGGCGAGACCAGGAAGCCAGAGACAGGAGAGAUGAAGAGGAGGAGUACUUGAAGUUGUCUGCCCUUGACAGACAGAGAGUGGAACAGGAGCGAAUCAAACUGGAGGAACAGAUUCAGGAGGAGAGAAGACGAAGAGUGGAGGCAGAGCGACGAGCAGCAGAUGAAAUUGAAAAGUUGCGACUGGAGAUAGCCGGACUUAAGAACCAGAAACCUCCAACACCUGCUUACAGUCCUGCUCCAAGCAUAUCAUCAUACAUCAGCCGUCAAUUACUUGCUCCACCCCCAUCAAGAAUCUCCACCCAAGCACCACCUCCAGUGGUGGUAGUAAAGGAUGUUAGGACCCCCACCCCCGUGCAGACACCAGUGGAUCAGAAAAAUAAAAUUGUGGCAGAUUUUCUUACUAGGGUGCUAUUUGGGUUGAAUAAAGUGGCCCAUGCAGAAGAUCAAUAUGUGGAGAAGGAAGAACUAGAUAGGGCUACGCAGGGAUACCUGUUACAAAAUGUCAAGGACAUAAAACAAGCUCAGAAACAACUGUUUGGUCAUCAUCUGAAACCUGGGGAGUUUGACAAACUACCUGCCAAGCAACAGCAGGAGAAGAGUGAAUCAAUGAUCAAACUAAUGCAGACCUGGAGAGAGGAGAGGCGAGAGAAGGAACUCGCUCAGAACAGAGACGCCUUCUGAGGACUCAUUCCAACCCUCAACUUUACCCGUGUAAUUCUGCUACUCAGAAGUUCAACCGAGUUAUUUAUCCAAAACUUUGUGGUCACUUCCCUCUGCUGGUCAGAGAUUAUGAUUUGAUAAUCCGUCCAAGUGAUUGAUUGAUUCGCAUAUUUGUCAAUACUAUUCAGAAUACCGUGUUCAAGAAUUAACUGUUGUCACCCUUCAGACACCUGUAGUUGUUUCAUGGUAUGAUGUAGGUCACACUUUUCACACACGUAAUUUACCGUAUAGCAAGUUUUUUCAGCUUGGUGAUAAAUUUGGCUUAUUUUAGCGGUUAGAUAGCUUUCCGCUGAAAUUUCACUCGCCAAACAUGUACCCAAAUGCGACGUCAGUAAUGGCAAGAGAGACAACUCCUCCUUCUCUGCCAAAAUUUAUUCCGCUAAAAUUUUGAGCAAUCAAAUCGCCAAAUUUUAGACUUGCGGAAAAAACCCACUAUACGGUACAUGUAUUUCCAGGGAAUUCUAGACGUUCGCUUUAUUUGUGAUCAGUGGCUUUAUUACAUUGAGAUUAGAUAUAGUAUAUAAAAUAAAGGAAGCAAAACAAAA